AUGGGCAUCAAGGAUCUUCUCAGAUUCAUGAAGCCUUACAUCGAACCUGUCCACAUAAAGAAGUACACUGGCAAACGUGUGGGUAUUGAUGCAUAUUCAUGGCUUCACAAGGGAGCUUAUUCAUGUAGUAUGGAGCUUUGUCUUGACUCUGAUAGUGGAAAGAAAUUGCGGUAUAUUGAAUACUUUAUGCAUCGAGUCAACAUGCUUCGCUUCUAUAAAAUAACCCCAGUUGUUGUUUUUGAUGGUGGCAAUGUUCCUUGCAAGGCAGCAACUGAGGAAGAGAGGAAAAGAAAAAGAACGGCUAAUCGGCAAUUGGCAAUGGCGAAGCUCAAAGAAGGGAAUGUUAGUGCAGCUUCAGAGCUCUUCCAGAGAGCAGUGAAUAUUACUCCUCUUAUGGCACACCAACUAAUUCAGACUCUGAAAUCAGAGAACAUUGAGUUUGUUGUAGCUCCAUAUGAAGCAGAUGCUCAGUUAGCAUACAUGUCCACCCUUGAAGCUGAAAAAGGUGGAAUUGCGGCAGUUAUCACAGAAGAUAGUGAUCUGAUAGCAUAUGGCUGUCCAGCUAUUAUUUUCAAGAUGGACCGUCAUGGGAAUGGUGAAAGAGUGGAGUUAGAGAAGGUUUUUUCUGCUGAGUCUAGUAGACCUUCAUUCCGGAGUUUUGAUAUGAAACUCUUCACUGGUAUGUGUGUCUUAGCUGGCUGUGAUUUCCUUUCAUCUGUUCCUGGAAUUGGUAUUGUUCGAGCUCAUGCCUUGGUUUCCAAGUAUCGGAACCUAGAUCGUAUCUUGUCUGUUCUUAAGUUUGAGAAAGGCGAUCAAAUGCCUGAAGAUUAUGCCAAUUCCUUCAAAGAGGCAGUUGCAGUCUUUCAGCAUGCUCGAAUAUAUGAUGCCGAUGCUAAAGAGCUUAAGCACAUGAAGCCUCUUCCGCAAAAUUUUCUUGAGUCACUUGAUGGAAAACUUGAUUUCUUAGGACCAGAAAUUCCCCCAACUAUUGUCACAGCAAUAGCUGAAGGAAACUUGAACCCAUCAACUAAGGAAGCCUUUGAUAAGUCUGAAUAUCCUAGGAUUUCUCUACCCCCCAUUGAACUCCAAAGCAAUGGUCAACUUAGGAAAGUUGAAGCUCCUGCACCAUUUAGACAGGAGAGCAACUUUUCAGUCUUUGGUUCCCAUAAUAGCACAGAAAAUAGUACAGUGACAAGACUGUCAGAUAAAGAUGAGUAUUCCGAUGAAGCAUUUGCACUUCAGAAACUAGUCAUGCCAUUGGAACCAAAUGGAACAGUAGAAAAGACUAUUAUAUCUGAUGACACACCUUUGAAGGUUCCUAACAACAACCCAUUUAGGAUAAGAAAACCUGAGGAAAUAUAUUUGGUACAGACAGAUGACACGGUUGAAGAAAUUUCUAUUGUCAGCAGUGAUGAGUAUAUUGAUGUGUGCAUAUCUCCAGAUAACUUUCAAGAGGAGUUGUCUGAAAAUCUCUCAAGGAAAAGGAAAUUUCAGAACAUAGGCUCAGAUGAACUAGAAGCCACUGGUAAACAGGUUUCAGGAGUGACUGAAGUAGAAAAUUCUGAUAUUUUAUGCAUGACUGUGGAAUCCCAAGAAAGUGUAAAUUCUAAGACUAGGAAAAGUGCUGAUUUGAAAGAAAGUUGUGAAAGUGAAAAGAAAUCCACGAGAAGCAAGUGCAAGAAAACAGGGAGCAACAAUAGAACUAUUCUGAAUUUCUUUUCUAGAGUGUAA
Gastrolobium bilobum is the source of this 1731-nucleotide messenger RNA. Its product is annotated as exonuclease 1. Lineage: Eukaryota; Viridiplantae; Streptophyta; Magnoliopsida; Fabales; Fabaceae. The coding region runs from base 1 to 1731 and encodes 576 amino acids. The transcript is spliced from 12 exons. The record is from RefSeq and is a predicted model, not a curated record. Gene Ontology annotation, molecular function: DNA binding; metal ion binding; 5'-flap endonuclease activity.